CUUUGUCUGUUUUGUUCCUUCGUGCCUGCAACCUGCAGGGGUUCUGUUGUCCGCUCCUGCCUUUCUGCCAGCCUUUUUAGAGUCAAGUAACUCGGCCAACGCUGGUGCUGGGAAGGACGACAAGGAAGUUUCACAAUCAGAAGCGGCAGUCCUGCAUACCUUUUGUCUCCAGUGAAACGUCUUGACAACUGUGGACUAACAUUAAGGAUUGUACAUUCAUCAAAAGUGGCACAGGCCUCCAUGCUCCCGGUGGGCGAACGAAAACAAAAUCUGACCUCACCUGACGUCACUCGCUCAACGUUACUGCGUGUUGGCAGGGCAACCGCUGCCACUUUUUACAUUCACAGUAAAAUGAAAUACAACACAAACACGCAUCCAGACCGAGCUGAUAGAAGGGGAAUACACAACACGGCCCCUCUGAUGCCUGUGGAUGAGAGACUUCAAAAAAACGGUUACGCAAAGAGUCGUCAACCGAUUUGUACCAAACUUGGUGGUGGGAUGGGGCGUGGGCCAGGGAAGAACCCCAUGAAAUCUUGCGGCAUUCCUCAGAUCGGGCUGGUGCCUACGGUAUAUGCUACAGAUAAUGGCCUCCUCAGGUAACAUGUUACCAGAAAAACAGUUCCAGUGCACGAUCUGUCAACAAGUGUUCACCGACCCGGUCACCACUCCCUGCGGACACAACUUCUGCCAAGCCUGCAUCCAGAGUGUGUGGGACAGCAGUGAUGUCUGCCGGUGCCCCACCUGCAGCAAAUCAUUCACCCACCGGCCUGAAAUAAGCAUCAACACAGCCUUCAAAGAGCUGGCGGACACGUUUAGAAAGAUGGUAGCCCGCUUGUCGGCUUUGCCGCCGUCCGCGGCCCAACCAGGUGAGGUGGUGUGUGAUGUCUGUGCCACCACGUCCCUGCAGGUGAGGGCCCUGAAGUCCUGUCUGGUGUGUCUGACGUCGUACUGCGACGCCCACCUGGAGCCUCACCAGAGAGUCUCCACCUUGAUGCUGCACAAGCUGAUCGAGCCGGUGAAGAACCUGCAGGACAGGAUGUGUAAGAGGCACGAGAGGCUGCUGGAGAUGUUCUGCAGGGACGAACAGAAGUGUGUGUGCCGCUUCUGCACCGAGACCGAGCACAAAGAUCACCAGGCUGUUACUAUAGAGGACGAGAGUGAGGAGCGGAAGGUCCAAAUGAAGAAGACUGAGGCAGAUUUUCAGCAAAUGAUCCAGGAGCGACUGAAGAAAGUAGAGGAGAUCAAAAGCUGUCUCAAGCUCAGCACGGUGAGUGCAGAGAGGGAGAUGAAGGAGAGCAACCGUCUCUUUUUGUCUCUGAUUCGCUCCAUUGAGGAGAGACAAACUGAAGUCAACACAGAGAUCAAGGGGAAGCAGAGAGCAGCAGAGCAGAGGGCGGAGGAGCUCAUCAACGAGCUGCAGCAGGAAGUCGCCGAGCUGCAGAGGAGAAACGCUGAGCUGGAGGAGCUGAGGAACACUGACGACCACCUGCACCUCUUACAGAUGUUGCCCUCUCUUACGUCACCUCCACCCACCAGGAAGUGGCUGGAGAUCGGUGUCCACCCUGAACUGUGUGUGGGGACCGUGAGGAGAGCGCUGUCCAAAGUGGACGACACCCUGACGGGAGAGCUGGACAGCCUGAAGAAAGAGGAGAUGAAGAGGAUGCAGAAAUAUGCAGUUGACGUGGUGUUGGACCGGGACACCGCCCAUCCAAACAUCGUCUUGUCGGAUGACGGGAAACAGGCGGGCCGCGGCGAGCUACUGCACAUCGUUCCUGACAACCCCCAACGCUUCGACCCCGUCAUCUGCGUUCUGGGCAAGAGAAGCUUCCUGUCUGGGAGGUUCUACUUCCAGGUCGCAGUGGGGACGAAGACUUUCUGGGACCUCGGCGUGGUCAAGGAGUCUGUCAACAGGAAGGGGAUGAUCACCUCCAAGCCAGAGAAUGGCUUUUGGACGGUGCGACUGAGAAACGGGGAUGAGUAUCGAGCUCUGGACUCCCCCUCGGUCCUCCUUUCUCUCAAGGAGAAGCCGCAGACUGUCGGGGUGUUUACAGAUUACGAGGAGGGGACUGUGUCGUUCUUGAAUGUGGAAAACGGGUCUCACAUCUACACCUUCACUGGGUGUUUGUUCUCUGAGAGGAUCUUCCCCUUCUUCAGCCCCGGUGUUUGUGAUGAAGGGAAGAACACAGAGCCAUUGGUUAUCACAGCUGUCAAUCACGAGAGUUAGACUUGAGGAUGAACCUCUGAUUGCGUUCUGAGGCUGCAGGGGAUAUCUUGGCUUACAGAAGUGAUUCAGUAUUUUAUAGUUGAAGUAUUUUCUAUUUAGCAGGAUUUCUACUGUACAUCAGCACUUAAAGAUUUUUGCCCCUCGGCAUCAAUGCAAGACAAGAAUUGUCUGUGCUGUACAUGGUGGGAGUGUGUUGGUUGGUUCUUGUAAACUUGAACUCUUUUCCGGGUCCCACAGGGUUGUUUUGACUGGAUUUCUAUACCAGCCGAUCCAUUAUUUUAAGUAACCAACCCUGAUCCAUGAUGGUAUAGAAGCUAUGAUGGAUCAGGGUUCAGUAAUGAGUAAAUCCACAUUAAAUAUGAAGUACAGCUCACACCAGGCCAACACCACACACUCGCAGACAAUAUCUUAAAACCUUUUAUUAAAACACAGCUAUCCACAAUGGGAACACUAAAACAGCAGCAGCUGCUAAAAUAAUCAAAACUUCUCCCUUAAGUAUUUCUAAUAUCAAAUUAUCAUUUAAUUACUGCAGUGACCUGCAGGCUGCCAGUGUUUAAACCUCUCCCCAGAAACAAAACAACUUUUAAAAUUCAGAACAAAUAAAUAGGAAAAACAUGCAGCUUCUAAACAAAUGCAAAGGUGGCUCACCCGUUUGUCUCGUUGUCACAGCAACAGACAUGACAAAGGUCAAACGCUCUCAGCAUCAUUCAUCAGUGUUAAAUCUAGUAGGCACAUCAGUGAUAAACAGAGGCAAUUAUGAAUAAAGAUUUCAAAUAAUGUAUUUUCUUUUAAACUUAAUAUUGGCUCUUAAAAUACUCAACAUCAUCAUGUUCAGUGUCUUUAAUUUUCUACAGGGUUAUUUGUAUUAUCAUGCAUUGUUAAAGGGGAGCUGCAGGGGUAUAGUUUAUGGCCCAGUAUGACUAUAUUUUUAGGAGCUAGGAUUGAUCUCAGACCAUACCAAGCCUAUCACGCUUACAAAGAAAAUCAAAACUAUUUGCAUUGCUAGUGCGUAAAUCUGUUGGCUUUUGAGCCCCAGCCCCGCCUCAUGUCACCAUAUAUACUGUGAUGCCAAAGUUGAAUGACUCAAACAAUUUCAAAAUGAUACCUGACACCUUUAUGGUUCUGUUGGGCUGUGGACUCUGCAAGCUGAAGAUGGUAUUGUACCAUGUAUUUGAAAUACAGACUUUUAUCUGCAUUUAGAGAUUACAUACGCAUUCAGUGGGUGCUGAUUUACUUUAUGCUGAGCUAAUUACAACUUUUAACUUCAAUAAGUUAAAGCUAUUAGAAGUAAUACGAGAAUAAUGCCUUGAUUAGUAUGUUUCAAUCACUGUUUCUCUGGUGAUUUGUUUAUGAAAUAAAGUUUAAUUAGUUUACUAUUAGCCCAGAAACCUUUUGUUUUGCAAAACCUUUGCAUCAGCCCCCGAUGGACUGUCCGUGUUUCCAUGUGCUUUGCAAUUCCAGAAGAAAACCUUUCAUAAAGAGUGCAAACUGUGCUGCAUCAGCUCAUUAAAACAUGAAAAUAUGCUUAUUUACAAACAAAACUAUUACUAAGUCAAUCCUGUGCAACUCAUUUUUAUUUGAAUUUUGUAUGGCCACUUGAAGGCAGCAGAACAAACCGAAAAUACAUUUUACCCUCUUAUAUGGUUAUGGCAAACUUGUUAGCAAAAUGCUGUCUAUUUACACCUCAAGCAAACACAGAGAAACAAUGGAAAUUAUGUGAAGUUGUUUUUCAGGCCAUGUUUCCGGCUCCGUUUUGGUCUCUACCAACUCCUAGGGAACUUGGUAGAGAAGUUUAGCUGCUGAAUGCUCCAUUAGCCAGUUACCAAUUUUAAUUCUGGGCUGAUAAAAGUGGGGAGAUUUUUAUCAGUGAAUUUGCAGACUCAAAAACCUAACCUUACCUAACGAUUCAUUCAUACCGUAUCUCCCAGUCUGUUCUAUAGCGACUCAUUAUGUACUAUGUGGUCCUCAAUUCAGAGUCAUUCAGGAACCACUCAUUAACCAUUCAUUAAUUAUCAGGUCUUUCAUGAUUCCUGCCUCGCUUGUUCCUCAGAAGCUCCUCACAUUUACUGUGUACCGUAUGGUGAAGUGUUACCUGAUAUUAUGCUCAGUUUUAGCCAAAGUACCUAUUAGUAUAUCCAAUAUCUUGUGCUUCCUCUCUGAGCUGUGAUGGAGGGACGGUGAGAAAAAGGGGGAAUUUGGUGCCAAAAAGACUAUAAAUUUGGAAGAUAUCCUCUUGAUUAUUGUUGCAGCACUGCACAGCUCUAGUGUGCGAAUUUUGACAAAACGUGAUUGCGUAGGGCUGAUUAGUUUAGUUUCACGCAGCUGAUUCACAUUAUAAGUGACUUGCCAAUAAACUUACAGAACACUACAGAUAUAGAAUUUGUACGUAGCCUAUUACUACAAAUUUUAAUAAUUGUGUUAGGUUAGGUUAUCUAGGUUUUUGCCUAUACGCGUAAAGCCUUCUCUUAAAAAGUGUCCCUGAUCUCAGCAUUCAGAUCUCCAUCGUCUAAAACUACAAACCUCAACUGUCGGGUGAAACUGCAACACGUCUUUUUAAUUUUUACUUUGUGUGCCCAACAGUUUUUAAAACAGGGAUGUCUGUCUUUCUUACUGCAUGUCAUAAGCUUUAUACAUUAUACUAUUUGGUUUCCAAAAAUUAACUGACAAAUGAACCUUCAGCAGCAUCAGAAAAAUGUAAUAACUUAUUAUUAUUUAACACUAUGCCCUGUUAAGUCCAGCCAGUCUGUUUGAGAGUGAAGCAGGAUCUAAUGUCUUAUCAGUUUUAAUACGGGGGUUACAUGUUUAGGAUAUAUUUGGAUUGUGCCUUUACAUUUCUGAAGGUUAAUUACACUACUUCUACGUUGCAGCAGACCGGGUUAGCGCUUGUUGGACACUAAUUCACCUUAAUUCUGCAGAUAAAAAUGAUUCCAGUGAAGUUUUAUUCUACUGUCAGAAAUAAAAAUUUGUCAGUGUACGUUGCCAGAGUAAGACGACU
Molecule: messenger RNA, 5219 nt
Organism: Xiphias gladius (swordfish)
Lineage: Eukaryota; Metazoa; Chordata; Actinopteri; Istiophoriformes; Xiphiidae
Product: E3 ubiquitin-protein ligase TRIM39-like
Exons: 10
Coding region: 572-2224 (550 amino acids)
Molecular function (GO): protein binding; zinc ion binding
Source: RefSeq, a predicted model, not a curated record